Molecule: messenger RNA, 504 nt
Organism: Linum trigynum
Lineage: Eukaryota; Viridiplantae; Streptophyta; Magnoliopsida; Malpighiales; Linaceae
Source: the annotation of a GenBank genome assembly
AUGGAUAAUUACCUUGCGAUCACUGAAUUGGAUCGAGACUCACAAUUCCUCCAUCUUUUGUGCACAGACCAGAACAAAAAUUCAGUUCUCUUGACUGCGAUCUACGCCAAGCCUAACGACCAUGACCGGCAACCCCUAUGGGCGAACAUUCGAAGACUUGAGCAAACCAUUGAUAGGCCUUGGCUUCUUGCUGGAGAUUUCAAUUCCAUCACCUGCCCGUCUGAACGCAAAGGUGGCGCUGCGUACAAUCCGAGCAAAACAGCUAGCUUCAAUGCGUGUAUUCGUGAUUGUGGGCUUCUAGAUGUUGGAUUCACUGGACCUAAGUUCACGUGGAGUAAUGGGAGGCUCUCCCAACGCCUUGACAGAGCCUUAUGCAACCAGGAGUGGAUCAGGCAAUUCCCUGAUACCGUGUCAACAAAUCUGCCAAGGCUCCGCUCGGACCACAGACCAAUCCUUAUCUGCAGUAACAAUGACCAUGGUGGUAUGAACAAACCAAGACUGUAG